GACCAUAGAAAGCGCCGCCGUAAUAGGACCACUCAGUCAUGCGUCCAGUGCCACCAUUCUAAACGCAUGUGUGAUCGGAAACGCCCUUGCGGCCGUUGUACCCAACUAGGGCUUACCGGCCUCUGCGUAUAUGAGGUUGACGACCCAAGCCAAGUGAACGAGACAGCAGACGACAAAGCUCGACUACAAAAACGAGUAGCCGAACUCGAAAGCGUCAUUCGCGAAGUA
Molecule: messenger RNA, 228 nt
Organism: Heterobasidion irregulare TC 32-1
Lineage: Eukaryota; Fungi; Basidiomycota; Agaricomycetes; Russulales; Bondarzewiaceae
Exons: 4
Biological process (GO): regulation of transcription by RNA polymerase II
Cellular component (GO): nucleus
Molecular function (GO): DNA-binding transcription activator activity, RNA polymerase II-specific; RNA polymerase II cis-regulatory region sequence-specific DNA binding; zinc ion binding
Source: RefSeq, a predicted model, not a curated record